AUGGCUAGUUCCCCACAAUUAACUAAACAAAGUCCAAUCGAUGAUGACAAGGCUGAAGACGACUGGUCAGGUCUAACCGACCCGGCAGAACGCCGCAGACGACAAAAUCGAAUUAAUCAGCGUGCCCGCCGAAGACGACAACGAUCCGAGGCGAAUAAAGACAUCCACCCGAAAAGUGUAGUCGCCUCCGCGCCCCCAUCCUCCGCGACCGCACUUGUCCGCUCGAAAGAGAGUAGCGCCCUGGAGAAUGGCGAUCGGCGCUUCAAAAACGAUUUUCUACGCGCCUUGAUGAAUAGAUUCACCAGUACGGCAUAUGAAAGCUAUAUAACCGGCUCACCGACCUCGGAUCACCUCUUAACCCUCACCAAAGUCAAUGUUUUUCGCGCAUUUGGGAAUAACCUUCGCAUGGCUGGGGGCUGCUUGGACAAUAUGGACGAUGACUCGAUCUCUCACUUCAAUACGGAGGCACCGAGGAAUAAAUUAUUGGAAGACAAUAUGCCGGUUAGCUUGCGACCGACGCGAGUUCAAAAAGCCAUACCACACCACCCUGGCUAG
Messenger RNA from Penicillium manginii, 555 nucleotides. RefSeq lists its product as uncharacterized. Lineage: Eukaryota; Fungi; Ascomycota; Eurotiomycetes; Eurotiales; Aspergillaceae. The transcript has 2 exons. Bases 1 to 555 code for a protein of 184 amino acids. The record is from RefSeq and is a predicted model, not a curated record.